This is a messenger RNA of Cryptotermes secundus, 4207 nucleotides long. Its product is annotated as dual specificity mitogen-activated protein kinase kinase 7. The record is from RefSeq and is a predicted model, not a curated record. Gene Ontology annotation, molecular function: protein kinase activity; ATP binding. Lineage: Eukaryota; Metazoa; Arthropoda; Insecta; Blattodea; Kalotermitidae. Bases 50 to 2254 code for a protein of 734 amino acids. Gene Ontology annotation, biological process: protein phosphorylation. The transcript is spliced from 10 exons.
UUAUAGAUCGGUAGUGUCGCUGUAGGCUGUUGGUACUGGUUAAUACAAAAUGUCCAGUACUUCACUUGAAAGUAAAAUAUUAGAUCUUGAAGCCCGACUGAGAGCAGAAAAUGAAAUGAGGGAUAGGGACAAAAUGCCAAAGGACUUGAGCCAUGUCAUGGGAAGUCCUGCGCAUGGAACUGGUCGUAGACCCAGGCAGUUGGAAGGAAUAACAAGAGGUGAAGGAACAUUUCAAAGGCCAAGAAAACAACUAGAUCUACCAGUAUUGUCAUCUAUGAUGCAGCAGAGGAAUCAAGAUGGAGGAGAAUUUGAAAGCAGAUUACAAGAAGAGAUUAUGAAGAUGAAUGGCAUUCUCAGUAUUAAUGGAAAGAAAUACAAAACGGAGAUUAAGGACUUGGAGCACCAAGGCGAAUUAGGGAACGGAACCUGCGGCCAUGUUGUCAAAAUGCUCCACAAACCGAGUCAGACUGUUAUAGCGGUUAAGCAAAUGCGCAGGUCGGGAAACAGUGAAGAGAACAAGAGAAUAUUUAUGGACCUUGACGUGGUUCUCAAGUCACACGAUUGUCGCUUCAUCGUGCAGUGUCUGGGCUGCUUCAUCACAGAGUCAGAUGUAUGGAUUUGUAUGGAGCUGAUGGCAACAUGUUUUGAUAAGCUGCUCAAGAGACUGAGGAAAGCUAUUCCAGAAGAUAUCUUAGGAAAAGUCACGUAUGCUACUGUGGAAGCGCUGAACUAUCUGAAAGAAAGGCAUGGUGUGAUACAUCGUGAUGUUAAACCAAGUAAUAUCCUUUUAGACGAGAAAGGAAAUGUAAAGCUGUGUGAUUUUGGGAUCUCUGGCCGACUCGUUGACUCAAAAGCGAAAACGAGAAGUGCAGGCUGUGCAGCAUACAUGGCACCUGAGAGAAUAGAUCCACCAGACCCUCUGAAGCCAGAUUACGAUAUUCGAGCAGAUGUAUGGAGUCUUGGAAUCACGUUAGUAGAACUUGCUACGGGUAAUUUUCCAUACAAAGACUGCAAGACAGAUUUCGAAGUACUAACAAAAGUUCUGCAAGAUGACCCACCGUCACUUCCUGCAGACCAGACGUUCAGCCCUGAUUUCCGCAACUUUGUCACAUACUGCCUUACAAAGAAUUACAGGCACAGGCCAAGGUACAGAGAUCUUUUGAAACUUCCGAUUAUGAAAAAGUAUGAGACUGCAGAUGUGAAUGUGGCAGAAUGGUACGCAAGAGCCAAGCAGCAGUGUGAGGUUAACUCGUCGUGCAACACACCAAUUCAGAGGUGCACCCCUCCCCCUCCAUCUCCAUCUGCACGGCGUCACGUUGCACUUCACCACAGUCAUCACAGAUCAUUAUCAGAGACCGUAAGGCAACCAAAUGCAAAUGGAGGGGAUGUAGGGCAUGUCUCUGCGUUCCAGAGGUUAGAUCCUACGCACAGGUUGGAGAAUGGUGCCCAAGCAUCACCCUCACUACAGCAGCAGCAGGACUGCUGGAACACUGUGCAGUCUGGUAGCACUGAUGCCGAGUGGGAUGCUAACAAAGUGGUCGGGAGCGGGUUUCUUGGUUCACCUAUACCGGGCCGGAAACGCUUCCCUUCAGAUCCACAGUACCAUUAUCACCAUGGUAACACCAGCCCUCUAGUCCUACAGAGGUUCUAUCACCAACAGAACCAACAUUUGUAUCACCACCACCAUAAUUUAAAUUUAAAUAGCUAUCCCAUUCAACAGUCAUUAACUCACCAGUCAUGUACAGACUCUAGCAACGAAACUCAAAAGCAAGAUGACAGUAGUGGUGUAGUUAAGAAACGUUUUGCUUCGUAUAUCAAGUUCCAUCUUGGUGGCGGGGACUCACGGAGUCGGAAUCUUCCGCCCCCUCGGCCCAUCCGACAUACUUCACCCGGCCCCACAUCCCGUUACCCACCCCCUAGUCAGAGUCCAGACCCUCCCCCACGGCACAACAGGGGCUCCUCUACCCCUGCAGAUACUGGUACCCCUGGAGCCGGUUCGUCUCCUCUUCUGGUGAGACGGAGUUUCCUUGAUGUCUCGCCUGUAAGAAGAGGCUUUGUAGAAGGCUCACCAUCUCUCUCUAGAAGGUAUGUGUCACCUUGUCCACCUCAACCCCCACCUCGUCGAUUAUCAGAAAGCAGCUCCGUCCCUGGGUCGCCCCAGCACCGGCGUGUUGACUAUUUCCGAGCACGUUUCCACUACACACCAGAGCCACAGAGGCGUGUAUUUGGUGGCAGAGACUUCCAAGACCUCUGAUAGAUUUUGAAUCUGUCCACAAUUAUGUCAGUGAUGUGAGGUGUAUGCUACAGUUUUCUUAUGUUGGCCAUGGCCUAGAAAAAAUGUUGUUCUUAAUACUGUGGGAAAUAUGUUCUUUAAAAUAGAGAUGGACACACAGUAAGUAGAUAUAAUACCAGGCUUUUACAGUGUUCAUGGAUUUCCUUUAUAGUAGUGUCAUUUUGUUUUGAUUUUUCUUGUUUUCAUACACCGAUUUUAGCAUAAAGUUUUUAUAUGCUCAGUAAUCUGGAACAUUGUAUGAGUUAUUUUACAAGAAAGACAUUUUUGCCCACAGUUCUAAGAUGUUUUUAUAAAUUAAUUAAUGCAAACUUUAUUAAACAACAGUCAGCUUGACUAUUGUGAAGUUCUAAAAUGCAUUUUCCAUGCUAGUCAAGAUUUUAAGGUUAACUGUGUAAAGUACAUUUAAAUCUGGUGAAUAUGCAAACUGAUUGUAUCUCCCUUGCCCUAACUGUCUUGUUUGUCUGUACAUUCACCAGCAUUCUGAUCAUAUCUGCAAUAGUGAGUGGAAUUUAUAUAGUUGAAUAUCUUAGAAUUUUACAGUGUUUCAGUUACACAAGCCAUACAGACUCAAGGAAGAAAGGCGUCAAGAAUUUUCUGGUAUCAUAACAUAAGCAGAGGUAUCUGCUCUACCCUCAGGAUGUGCUUGUUUUAUUGUAUCACAGUAUGUAGUAUCUAAAACAUUAAAGAGUAAAAAGCAACCCUGUUUAAGAAAUUUAAGGUUAUUCGUGUAAUUAUUACUCGCAUCUGAAAACUAUAGCACAUUGCUCACGCGUCACUUUUAACAGCCGUGGCUGUACUGUACAUAUUGUCAAGAGUGCAGAGUAAAUUUUAUAUCUUUAUGUGUUUAUCUAUUUGGUCAGCAGUAGGAAACAGGUUAUUUGGAAGUUUUACUUAUUUGCAACAGCGAAACUUUAUUAGGUCCAUUAAUUUUUUGUGUUAUUGCAACAAGAACCCAGAUUCUUUUUACUCUUAUUUGACCAAGCGUUUAUUAUCCACCUUCAUAUAUCAAAUAGGAUGUUUGUGCAUAAAAGUUGAGACUGACUGGUGUAGACUUCACCAAAACAUUCUGAGGUGUACUCAUUUUGAAGAAACUUAAGUUAUGUGUGGGUGUCUCUGCCCACAGAUCUAGUUAAGAGGAGGAUUGUUAAAGGCAUCUUUCUAGAACAGAAAAUGUUUCAGUGAAAAGUUGGUUGGUUGGUUGGUUUCCAAUGGCUGCAUUUGGAAUCAUUUAAUCCAUUUUGCUUAAUGCUUCCCAAUAGAGCACUCAAGUUCUCAGUAAAAAGUAACGGAUUGAGAAUAUUCACAUGCAACACCAGUAGUGUGUACGCUUGCUUUUCUAAUUAUGGUAAGUUAUAUUAAGUGUGGGGGGCACUACAUGGUAAUGUAGUGGGUUGAGGCACACUGCUACAAGCCAGAAGGUUGUGGGUUUCAUUCCUGAUGGGGUCGUUCGAUGUUUCAAUUGGCCUAAUCCUUCCAGCCGCACUAUGGCUCUGGGUCGACUCAGCCUCUAACAGAAAUGUGUACCAGGAAUCUUUCUGGGGGGGUAAAGGAUGGCCAAUGGAUAAGGCUGACAACCUCACCACCAUCUGAGCCAAUUGUGUAGAAACCAAACUGAACAACCAUAAGCUUCUCAAGAAGCACUGUGCUCCGUAGAAUGUUUGGGUGUGCUGAGUGAACAUGAGCAAGGCAUGGAAGCUAAGUUGGUCUCACUCUUGUCAUUGAACGUAAUGGUCAAAGGACAGUCUUCUGGGUUGUAAUGCUGUUUAGUCUGAAGAGGUCCUGAUGUUUCAGUGAAACAUACUGCUUCUACAGCUUCCAGGUUCAAAGAGAAGAACAAGCUAGAAAAUACAGAGUGAUUCAUAUAGAAACGACCUGACGAAAUGAGCUGUAAUAUAAAAUAUACCAUAAUGAUAU